Molecule: messenger RNA, 465 nt
Organism: Penaeus vannamei (Pacific white shrimp)
Lineage: Eukaryota; Metazoa; Arthropoda; Malacostraca; Decapoda; Penaeidae
Source: RefSeq, a predicted model, not a curated record
GAAAAACACCUCGGAUGUCUGGCGGUCUUGACAGGCUGGUUGCAGGUGACUUUCAUCCUGUCCCACAGCCCCGAUAUGGGCAUUUAUGUCCAGCUGUUCAAGGUGGUGGCGCUCAGGAUGACAAAGUUCACGGUCGUCUACCUGCCCAUCUUCCUGGGUUUCGCCCUCUGCUUCCGGGUGACCUUCGACAAGAACGGAGCCACCUUCGCGACGCCUCUCUCCUCCGGCAUCAAGGCCCUGGCGAUGAUGUCAGGCGAGCUCGACUACAACUCCGUCCUGGGUCAUCACAAGCCCGUCCUUCCGGUGAGGGGAACGGUCGGCCUCCGGGUGUCAAUUGAUGGGAGCUUAAAGACCCAAUCCAAAGGCAUUAGCGAGAGAUCCCCCAACACAUAUAUUGAACAACUACAAAUAUCUCGUUUGGAAGAAAAACUGGAGCGAUUUAGACGAGUCCCCCUGAAAAUAUAA